Molecule: messenger RNA, 1562 nt
Organism: Zychaea mexicana
Lineage: Eukaryota; Fungi; Mucoromycota; Mucoromycetes; Mucorales; Lichtheimiaceae
Product: concanavalin A-like lectin/glucanase domain-containing protein
Exons: 5
Coding region: 99-1370 (423 amino acids)
Molecular function (GO): protein binding
Source: RefSeq, a predicted model, not a curated record
CUAUUCUACUGUAACCACAACACAACACACACACACACACACUGAAUUCAACAGAAUUCCAGCAUUUUAUCGAGAGGAACACUGGCGUCCGCUAAAACAUGGACAGCAGCUAUACGUGGAUAUUUAUUGUCGGCGUUGUUGUAUUUUUUCUCGUCAUCAUCGUGCUACUAUGCUUUACGAAGGCGGGAGGUGACCGAUUGUUCCUUGGCGGCACAGACGACCCUGAAUGUGCUAGCGACUUUGAAGAGACGCCAGCGCUUUUAGCUACGCUUUCAGAAGAUGCGAGAUUCAGUUACGAACAAGCAAAAGUAUUUCAACAACGAUACCCUCCAGACAGUAUACCAACCGAUAUUACGCUUUCACAGUUUGUGUCAAUACAAGAAAAAGGCGUGUCAGCUUUUGAGUUCGAAUGGGAUAUGGAAUCCAACAGUUUUGUGUCGGCACGCACGGAAAUUCAGUUUUUCAGUGGGGAAUGCUGUGUACAAACCAACUUGCCACUACCAAGAAACCAGGACGUUUACUAUUGGGAGGCCAAAAUGUUUGAAAAACCAACGACAACUACAGUUGCAGUUGGUGUAGCAACAAAGCCUUAUCCACACUUUAGGUUGCCAGGUUGGAAUCGGCACUCGAUUGCAUUUUUCAGUGACACUGGCUAUAAACACUUCAAUAAUCCUUUUCAAGGCAAACCGUAUGGAGCAACAUUUGAAGAAGGUGAUGUGGUGGGUGUUGGAUAUCGCCAUCGCUCGGGCACUGUUUUCUUUACACGGAACGGACGCAGACUAGACGAUGCAUGUGCAGGCUUGCGCUGGAACCUGUUCCCGACCAUUGGUGCAAACGGGCCCUGUCAAGUGCAUGUCAAUCUUGGACAAAUGGGUUUCGUAUUUGUUGAAGCAAAUGUCAAAAAGUGGGGACUGGCACCGGCGCAUGGUACCUUGGCACCUCCUCCAGCGUAUGGGCUUGAAGCAGGAUCUUUGUUGCUGGAAAGAGGUACGGCAGCUGCGUCCGCUGCUGGCUUAGGAGGUGCUGGUGGCGAUGCAGAUGCUGUACCAACCCCUCCGAACGCACCAAUCUUUAGCAGCAGUAGAACGCGCAAUGUCAAUCGUGACUAUGACGAAGACGACGAUGAACAGCCACUGAUACAAAUCGAUAUACCACGAAACGGCAACCGUUAUCCAGCCCAAUCUCCCCCCGAGUAUUCCACGUUUCCUCGCUCAUCUGCCAUCCCUCCCGCUCUUGCGCGCUACGCUAGCGAUACCGAUACAGAAGACGGUAUAUCUGCAAGUAGCUCAAGCGACAGCAGCAACAACAGUAACAGUUCUAGCGGAAUUGGUGCUGGCCAAAAUAUGAACCGUGGAUCACUACUUGACUGAGAUACCCUUCCUUUCUUAUGCUUUGUAAAUACGAUCAAUAACAUUUAUUUGUACUCCUCUUUUAGCUCGACUUCUUCUCUCUCUACUACUUAAUCGAAUCAUUGUCCCCACUCCACUCUCCCACCUUUUCAUUAAAUGAAAAUAUGUUGCAUUUUCCUUGUGUUUUUUUAUUGUUGAGUGGAUCAAGUGGCA